AUGUCGAGGACGAAGGAGGCGGUGGUGGUGCUGCUGGAUGCGGGCGCUUCCAUGCGAUUGCCGUUGCGGGAGCGGGCGAACGAUCGUCCAAGCGACUGGAGCCAACGGGAUCGCAAGGACGUUCAGGAGCUGCGUACGCGCUUUGCAGCAGCUGUAGUGGCUGUUGAGAACAUAUUGCAGCAAAAGCUCUUCUUUAGGCCAAAGGAUGAAGUGGGUGUUGUCGUCUAUGGCUCGGAAGAAACGGAUAAUCAACUGAACGAAGAGCAGGGCGAAGAUGAGUAUCGGAAUGUGCAAGUAGUGAACUCGAUUGACUGUCCAACUCUGCACAUGGUCAAACGACUGCGAGAAUUGAAGCCGUCGCAGAGAGAAGAGAUCAAGGUGGAUAUCCUGGACGGCUUGAUUGUCGCGCUGGACUUGUUGUUUCGCCGGACGGAUGGAAAGAAGUACGAUAAGAGGCUGAUGGUCAUCACUGAUGCGGCGGCUAAGAUUGCCUAUGCAGGAGACUUAGAAUCUAUCGUGACAAUGAUUCUGAAUAUGGAAGUGAAGCUCCAAGUGAUCGGACUGGAUUUUCAGCAUACAAGUACAACGAUGAAGCUCCAAGAACAUGCGGCAGCAGAUGUGGAGUUAGCGAAAGGGUUCUGCAAGGACGAACCUAUGGCAGCACCUUCUAGUGAAUUGGAGCUUAUCAAGAUCGAAAACGAGAAGAUGCUUGUAUCAAUAGCGAACGAAGUUGGAGGCGAGGUGUGCUCAGUGUCUAAGCGUAUGCAAUUGCUUGCGCAGGGAAUGAAAAAAACCGUGGCCUUGACCACCAAGUUUCGAGGAGCACUAGAUUUUGGAGACGCAUUGGGCAUUCCAGUAUACUGCUACCUGAAAACUAAAACAGCCACACUGCCGACUCUGUUGAAAGAGUCUCAGGCCUCGUACCAAAAAGAGACGGCGGGAAAAGUAAAGCUGGACCGUCGUUAUACCUCUCCACAAAAUAUGGACGAAGAAGUUCCUCCAGACGAACAAGUCAAAGCGUACCGAUACGGCGCAGACAAAGUUCCGUUCGGCUCAGCAGACGUGGAGUUUUUCAAGCUCCAAACAGAGAAAUCGUUGAAAGUACUGGGUUUUCUAGACCGAGCACAGAUCAGUCAUGCCAACUUCGUUGCGAACUGCGAUGUGUUCAUUGCUGAACCGGGAAAACUACAUGCAGCAACAUGUUUUGCCGCUUUAGUUGACGCAAUGGUUGAGCUAGAUCAAGUGAUCAUUGCUCGCUUUGUACCGCGAAAAAAUGCUGCGCCCAAGAUCGUGGCUCUGAUACCCCACGCGCCAUCGGCUAAUCAAGAUGAGAAUUACUAUGCAAUGUGGGCUCAGCAAUUGCCAUACGAAGAAGAUGUGCGAAACUACGAGUUCGCUCCGUUGAAAACUCGAAGACACACCCCGUCCGAGGAACAGCAAUCGCUAGCGGAUAAGCUUGUCGACAGUUUAAGUGUUCGUAGCGACAAGGCUGAUGAGGUGGGUGUGUGCUUUAAUCCCGUAAUUCGUCGUUUUUUUCAUGCAGUGUCCACACGAGCACUAGACGAAUCGGCCGGGGUUCCUGCUCUACCUUCGUACAUGGAGUCAAGCCUGAAGAUGGAUCCUGGGCGUCAAGAGAAAAUUUUGACCCUCAUCGAGAGCUUUGGCAACGCUUUCCAGCUCAAAGAAGCAGUGAAGGAGGCAAAGGAUCGCAAGAAGAAGUCGUUCUGGAGCGAUGUACCAGCAGCUUCUGUGAAAGAGGAGGACCUGAAAGAAGAACAAGUUGAAGCGGCAGGUGGCGAGGCAGGCUCCGACCUGGAGCUGGAUUUAGACGAUCUACUGAAAAGCGGUGAUGUGACCACGGUGGGGUCAAUGAACCCCAUCGCCGACUUUGAGACGUUGAUUGAGUCCUCUCGGUUGAAAACGAAUCGUCGCCAUCUGCUCACUACGGCUGUAGCUGGCAUGCAGAUGCAAAUCGAGAAGCUCCUCACACAGAGCGGAUCAGCAUCUUUUUCCAAGACGUUACAGUGUCUCACUCACUUUCGCAACCGCAGUCCCGAGAUCCAGUACUCUGCUCAAUUCAACGAUUUCUUGACCAAGUUGAAGUCGGUUUUGUCCGAAGACUCGGAUGCGUGGAACGCCAUCAAAGACGCGAACGUCAGUUUACUAACGUCAGCGGAAGACCCCGUUGUCGACGUCUCGCCUGCUGAAGCACGCGCCUUUCUACACGGUGAAGAGGAAGUCGACGUGAAUCUGGCUGCAGCUUCACUGUCGUCACAGGUCGAGAACGUGGAGGAAAUCGACGACAUGUUUGCUGCUUUUGAGUAG
Molecule: messenger RNA, 2325 nt
Organism: Peronospora matthiolae
Lineage: Eukaryota; Oomycota; Peronosporomycetes; Peronosporales; Peronosporaceae
Source: the annotation of a GenBank genome assembly